GCUCCGCUCUCUAUCCGCCGCUGUUUUCUGCUUUCUGCCCAUGGACAGAGGAGCGAUGCUGACCGCGGCUCUGCUGUGCUGCUGGAGCUGCUCUGUGUAUUUGGUCACAGCCAUCCGGAGGACAGAUCUGUUUCCUUAUGGGACUUUGCAUGGAGAUGCAAUUCUACCAGAGGGCGACGAUGAGACUUCCAGAGCGCUGACCCUUCCUAGACCCCUUUACUUUUUUGACUCCUCUUUCUCCCAGCUCUACGUGGCCACCAAUGGGAUCAUCUCGGCCCAGGACCUGCCGAUGGAACAGCAGUAUGUUGACGACGGCCUCCCUACAGACUUCCCCGUGGUGGCACCUUUCCUGGCUGACAUUGAUACCAGUGGAGGACGAGGACACAUUUAUUACCGGGUUACUGGGACCCCUGGCAUCCUGAAUAGAGUCACCCAGGAGGUGAACCGUGGCUUCCCAGACGCAAAAUUCACUCCCACACAGGCUGUGGUGGCAACAUGGGAAAACGUGGCGGCGUAUGAAGACCAAGCUCGAGCCGCUGGUCCUUCGAACAAGGUCAAUACCUUCCAAGCUGUGAUUGGAUAUGAUGAAACCGACUCGUACGUUCUCUUUCUUUACCCUGAAGAUGGACUUACGUUUUUUGGGACACGGCCUAAGGAGUCCUAUAAUGUGGAGAUAGAGCUUCCUGCUAGAGUCGGCUUCAGUAGAGGAGAAGUUUCUUAUUUCAUCAUUUCCAAAACCGAUGGACCUUUUUACAGCGUUACCCAGGAUGAAGACAGUGUUAAAAGGCUUUCUCAGGUUGGAAACACUGGAAUAGCAGGCGUUUGGCUUUUCCACACUGGAAGACGUUACUUCUUCCAAGACAUCAUUCCUGCAUCUACUGGUGGUCUCCUUGUUAUCCCGCCUACUGUUGGAUAUAGCCCCUACCUGGACACAACCACCCCUGAAUAUGAGUUUGAAGAUUAUACCUUUGAGCCAGAGACAGAAGAAGAGGAGGGUAGCCAAACACUGACAGGCAGAGACCCAGAGUACCAACCAGAUCCCCGUGGUAGCGAGCACUCAGACUCUCUUCAACCUGGAGGUUUCGCGCCUCCUCCUCAUUCAGAAGACUCUGAUCGGCAGAUAUCAUACAAAAGAGAAGAUGUACCAUUGCCUUUGGAGCCGGUAGAAAGGCAAUACGGUGCUCCUCGUGUUGGCAUCCAAGAAGGACGGGUCCAGGAACAGCAACCACAGCUUAAUUUGGACGUGGUGGACUUGUUUCCACCCCUUACAAGCAAAGUAGCCCUGUCUCCUGGAGGACACGUGGUCAGUGUGGAUGAAGAUGAUGUUGACUUUGACACAGGAGUGAUCCAGUACACAACGGAGAAUAAGGAAACGUGUGCCAGGUUCCAGAGGCAAUGUUCCCAGAAUGCAUUCUGUUCAGAUUAUCCCACAGGAUUUUGCUGUCACUGCCAAACAGGCUUCUACGGAAAUGGCCGCCAAUGUCUACCAGACGGUGCUCCUCAGCCUGUCAGCGGUAAGGUGAGUGGGACGGUGACGGUCGGCUCCACUCCGUUUGAGCUGAAUGACAUCGACCUUCAUGCCUACAUCGUGGUUGGAGACGGUAGAGCAUACACAGCUAUUAGUGAGGUGCCAGAGUCAUUGGGCUGGCCCAUGAUGUCCGUUUCACCAAUCGGAGAGCUUUUCGGAUGGCUGUUUGCUCUGGAGCUGCCCAAUAGCCAGGCAGGAUUUAAAAUCACAGGUGCCGAGUUCAGUCGUCAUGCUGAGGUGCUGUUUAACCCUGGGAACCAGCGCCUGUCCAUCAUCCAAACAGGCCGUGGCCUUGACGAACACAACCACCUCAGCGUGGAUACAGCAAUCAAUGGCAAUGUGCCAUACAUCCCCCCUGGAGCUGAGGUUACUAUGGAGCCCUUCAAGGAGACCUACCAAUACUACCCAUCUGUUACAACCUCCAGCUCCGUCAGGCGGUUUUCCGUUGUUUCAGCUGAACGGGGCGCAGAGUCCUACACUUUCCACCUGAAGCAGAACAUCACCUAUCGUGACUGUCGCCACAACAGCCAGGCCGCCGCCCCUGAGACGCUGCAGAUCAACAUGGAGAGGGUGUUUGUGAUGUACGACAAGGAGGAGCAGAUCCUGAGAUACGCCGUGACUAACAAGAUCGGCCCGGUUGGAGCAGAUACUUCUGUGGUCGAGCUGUUGAACCCCUGCUAUACUGGGAGCCAUGACUGCGACACCACAGCCCAGUGCAUCCCACUGGAGGGACAGUCUUUCCGGUGCCAGUGUGCCACUGGUUAUAGAGGAGAUGGACAGAACUGUAACGACAUUGAUGAGUGUGCAGAGGGUUUGAGCUCUUGUGGCGAACACUCCCAGUGCCUCAACCUUCCUGGUACACACCGCUGCCAGUGCCAGAGCGGCUUUGAAUCCAGCUACGACGGCCAUACUUGCGUUGACAUAGAUGAGUGCAGCUCCUCUCCAUGUCACAUCAAUGCCAGAUGCAUCAAUGAUCUCGGAUCCUUCCAGUGUCAGUGCCUGCCUGAAUAUUAUGGGGAUGGGUUCCAGUGUUCCCCUCGGUCAGAUCGGCUGAGGAGCCAAUGCGAGCAGCACAGAGAACGUCUACAGAGUGAAGGACAAACAAGUGUUGGAGCUUACAUCCCUCAGUGCGAUUUUGAUGGACAGUAUCAACCACGGCAGUGCCAUGGUUCUACUGGACAAUGUUGGUGUGUGGACAGUAGAGGAGAGGAAAGACCGGGAACCAGGACUCCCCCUGGAGCAGCGCCUGUUGAAUGUGAAACACCAGAUCGCCCAAAGACUCAAUGUGAGCACCACAGAGACAGUGUUCGGACCGACAGUAACGAUGGACGUCUAAUAAAUGGAGCUUAUGUACCUCAGUGUGAUGAAAAUGGGCAGUACAGACCUCUGCAGUGCCACGGCUCUACUGGAUAUUGUUGGUGUGUGGACAGUAGGGGGGAAGAAAGACCAGGAACCCGUUCUCCACCUGGUUCACCCCCCAUAGACUGCGACAAACCUGAUCGUCCAAAAAGCCUCUGUGAGCACCACAGAGACAGUGUUCAGACCACAGACUCGGAUGGACGGCCUCUUCUUGGAGCUUUUGUUCCUCAGUGUGAUGAAAAUGGACAGUAUCUCCAACAGCAGUGCCAUGGUUCUACUGGACAUUGUUGGUGUGUGGACAGUAGGGGGCAGGAGAGAGCAGGAACCAGGACUCCACCUGGUACACCUUCUGUGGACUGCAGCAGAGCAGAUGAGCCAGAACGUCCAAAGACUCGCUGUGAGCAUCACAGAGACGGCGUUCAGAACUCCGGUUCAGAUGGACUUCCUCCAAUUGGAGCCUACGUACCUCAGUGUGAUGAAAAUGGACAGUAUCUACCAGAACAGUGCCAUGGUUCCACUGGACAUUGUUGGUGUGUGGACAGCAUUGGACAGGAGAGGUUGGGAACCAGGACGCCACCCGGGUCACUCCGUGUAGACUGUAGCAGAGAAGGUGAGCCAGAGCGUCCAAAGACUCACUGUGAGCUUCACAGAGACAGUUUUCUGGCCUCCGGUUCAGAUGGACGUCCUGUCGUUGUAGCCUACGUACCUCAGUGUGAUGAAAACGGGCAGUAUCUACCAGAGCAGUGCGACGGUUCUACCGGAUACUGUUGGUGUGUAGAUGAAAGGGGGCAGGAGCUGGCAGAAACCAGGACUCCACCUGGUACGCCUCGUAUGAACUGCAGCACAGCAGAUGAGCCACAGCGUCCAAAGACUCACUGUGAGCAUUACAGAGACAGUGUUCAGACCUCCAGUACAGAUGGACUUCCUCCAGUUGGAGCCUACGUACCUCAGUGUGAUGAAAACGGACAGUAUCUACCAGAACAGUGUGAUUAUUCCUCUGGACAUUGCUGGUGCGUGGACAGUCAAGGACAGGAAAGAGGAGGAACCAGGACUCCACCUGGUUCACCUCGUGUAGACUGCAGCAGAGAAGAUGAGCCACAGCGUCCAAAGACUCACUGUGAGCAUUACAGAGACAGCGCUCAGACCUCCAGUCCAGAUGGACUUCCUCCACUUGGAGCCUACGUACCUCAGUGUGAUGAAAGCGGACAGUAUCUACCACAACAGUGCCAUGGUUCUACUGGACAUUGCUGGUGUGUGGACAGCAGAGGACAAGAGAGAGCAGGAACCAGGACACCACCUGGUGCCACACCUGUAGACUGCAGCAGAGGAGAUGAGCCACAACGUCCAAAGACUCACUGUGAGCAUUACAGAGACAGCGCUCAGACCUCCGGUCCAGAUGGACUUCCUCCACUUGGAGCCUACGUACCUCAGUGUGAUGAAAGCGGACAGUAUCUACCACAACAGUGCCAUGGUUCUACUGGGCAUUGCUGGUGUGUGGACAGCAGAGGACAAGAGAGAGCAGGAACCAGGACUCCACCUGGUGCCACACCUGUAGACUGCAGCAGAGGAGAUGAGCCACAGCGUCCAAAGACUCACUGUGAGCAUUACAGAGACAGUGUUCAGACCUCCGGUCCAGAUGGACUUCCUCCACUUGGAGCCUACGUACCUCAGUGUGAUAAAGACGGACACUAUCUACCACAACAGUGCCAUGGUUCUACUGGACAUUGCUGGUGUGUGGACAGCGAGGGACAAGAGAGGGCAGGAACCAGGACUCCACCUGGUACACCUCGUGUAGACUGUAGCAAAGCAGAUGAAUCAGAGCCUCCUAAAACUCGGUGUCAGAAUCAUAAGGAAAGGGGAUAUGUACCUCAGUGUGACGAUGAUGGACAGUACAUACCACUGCAGUGCCAGCCCUCCACCGGUUAUUGUUGGUGUGUCAACAAAGAUGGAGAGGAGAGAGAAGGAACCAGGACACCGCCUGGGACUCAACCAAAGGACUGUACGAAACCAGCAUCUAACAGUCGAGUGGAGAGCGUGUGUGAACGCUGGAGAGCCAGUUUGAUCGAGCAAUAUGGUGGAAAACCAGACCCGCAGCAGUAUUUGCCUCAGUGCGAACCAGAUGGAGAAUUCAGUCCCGUCCAGUGUUACGGGGAGUCCACUUACUGUUGGUGUGUGAACAAGGAGGGACAGGAAAUCACUGGUACUCGUUCACACGAUGCUGUCAAACCAGCGUGCCUCCCAACAGUGGCACCCCCCGUCGUACGUCCCGUGACCCGUCCAGACGUGACUCCUCCGGCAAACACCGACGUCACUCUCCUCUACGCUCAGGGGCAGAAAAUAGGAGCUCUGCCUCUGAACGGGACCAGACUGGAUGCAGCGCGCUCCAGUACUCUGCUGACGUUACAUGGCUCCAUUGUUGUCGGCAUAGCCUAUGACUGCAAAGAAAAUAAAGUCUAUUGGACGGAUUUGUCAGCGAGGACGAUAAACAGAGCUUCUGUGGCAACCGGAGCUGAGCCUGAGAUACUCAUCAGCACAGGUCUCUUCAGUCCGGAAGGCUUGGCUGUGGACACCAAACGCAGGUUGAUGUUCUGGGUCGACUCGAACACAGAUGUGAUUGAAAGUGCUGACCUGGACGGCAGCAGAAGGCGGACCCUGUUUGACUUGGACUUGGUUAACCCCAGAGCCAUUAUAGUGGUCUCAUCCACUGGGAGUCUAUAUUGGACUGACUGGAACAGGGAGGCUCCUAAGAUCGAGACCUCCACCGUGGACGGUCAGGGCCGCAGAGUGGUGGUGUCUGACGGGGUCGGUUUGCCAAACGCUCUGACGUACGACUUCUCCUCUGGACAGAUCUGCUGGGCGGAUGCCGGUACAAAGCGGUUAGAGUGCAUCUCUCCAAAUGGCUCUGGACGAAGAGUGAUCAGCUCUGGGCUCAACUACCCCUUCAGCAUGGUCUACUACAGCAACCACUUCUACUGCAGCGACUGGAGGAGGGAUGGAGUGAUCGCUGUGAGCAAAGACAGCAGCAAGUUCACUGAUGAAUACCUGCCAGAGCAGCGCUCUCACCUGUACGGUAUCACCAUAGCAACCAGCCAUUGUCUACCAGGUAGCCACUAACAACGGAUCAGGAGCCGCACAGUCAUUUGGUGCUUUAGUCAUGGGAGCCCAUCACAGACUGCCUUAACAUGGGAGCAGAUCAGGAGGCAGACCCCCCCCCCCCCCAUCCUCACCCACAAAAUAUAACCCAAAGUAAAUGUUUUGUAAAUUUGUUUUAUACCUCAUUUUUUUCUACUUUUUUUUAAUUGUUAAUUUGUUUUUUAUCACAGCUGUAAAACAAUUUAGAAGCUCCACCAUGUGUGUGGUUUUCCUACCACUUAAAGGGACAAUCCAGGAUUUUUAAAAGUAGGAUUCAGAUAAAGCGCCGCCUUAAAACGACCAUCUCUUGCCGUUAUUUGGAAAGGCCACCGAUUUAAAGACACACUGUUUAACUUUUGGCCACUGGGGGCGCUGGACCUGUAACUGCCUGUAUUUUGCUUCUACUAAACAUUGAAAAUAACAACAAAGAUCUAUGACUGUAUACUAGGAGCAAAGUGUUAACUUACCAGUCUAAUAAUAAAGCUGAUGAAAGAGAAUCGGUUUUACAUCCAGCCUGCGCCAACGAACAAACUCAUUUCCAAAAUCGAUUCCUUUUUCCGCAGGCACAUCCCUUCAUGUUUUCUCUUUUUAUCCUCCUCAGAAGGUUUAAACUUUUUCAUUGCCUCAGCCAUGACCGGUAGUCAAAAAAAUAGAGCAAAAGCCAUGACUCCAUGAUACGUUCUUCCAGGUCACAUGACCUGGCCAACGGGGGUAUUUAAAGAUGGGAGGCCCACUCGUAGCAUUCAAGCACUGUACAUGGCCUGAGGAAUCAUUUAAAAUAAGUCAUAUGCAUCAACUCUUUAGGUCAAUAAGUCCACCUUUAGCUUAAAGACAGGAAAUAAGCUGAAGCUGAUGCUUUUAUACUGUCCAGUGGGAGCGAGUUUCACUCAGUUUUCAUUUCACAGACAUUUGUGUGAUCUUAUUAAUCUUAAAUUGAACUCAGCAGUAUUAAUAUGGAUUUAGAGCCAGUAGGUGUUAAACUGCAAGAAGCGUUGGUUUCAUCAGGACAUAUUUCCUUGCGUUAGCUAUAAGAAAUAGAUUUUUUUCUCUCUCUGUCCAAGAAGUUGUAACAUAAAAUGGUGCAAAUAAUAUUAUUUUUUUUCAAACUCACUGCCAAAAGCAAAUCUGUUUUUUCUGGGAUGAAACCGGUCGGAUUGCAGCAGCUACAGUCCUGUUAAUUUGCUGAAUAUUUUCACAUUUUAAACCUUUUCUUGUUAACGAGAUGUGAUAUUUAUAUCAAUAAAAUGUGAUUUGAUACCGGG
This is a messenger RNA of Cyprinodon tularosa, 7281 nucleotides long. RefSeq names its product nidogen 2a (osteonidogen) (gene nid2a). Gene Ontology annotation, molecular function: calcium ion binding. The coding region runs from base 41 to 6001 and encodes 1986 amino acids. The transcript has 46 exons. Gene Ontology annotation, cellular component: basement membrane. NCBI's taxonomy places the organism in Eukaryota, Metazoa, Chordata, Actinopteri, Cyprinodontiformes, Cyprinodontidae. The record is from RefSeq and is a predicted model, not a curated record. Gene Ontology annotation, biological process: cell-matrix adhesion.